Molecule: messenger RNA, 1491 nt
Organism: Clupea harengus (Atlantic herring)
Lineage: Eukaryota; Metazoa; Chordata; Actinopteri; Clupeiformes; Clupeidae
Gene: sec62
Product: SEC62 homolog, preprotein translocation factor
Exons: 9
Coding region: 226-1491 (421 amino acids)
Biological process (GO): post-translational protein targeting to membrane, translocation
Cellular component (GO): endoplasmic reticulum; endoplasmic reticulum membrane
Source: RefSeq, a predicted model, not a curated record
UGAAGGUAACCAAUCAAAUAAAUGAUAACCAAAAAAAACAUAGUUUUCAAUUGGCCUAAUUCGAAGAGCCUGAUCAUCAGUCGACUUCUAGUAAAAACGAAAUCCACUAGGUGGCGCUAUUGGGAAAAGGCUAAUCGCUUUAGAUCACGGUCUGGUUCGGGUUCUCGCGGUACGUUUAGCUUGUCGUGGCUACCACGUCAAGUGGAGACUUGAGAGCGUUGGAUCAUGGCGGAGCGCAGGAAGCAUAAGAAGCGAAUUCAGGAGGUCAGUGAGCCCACCAAGGAGGAGAAGGCGGUGGCAAAGUACUUGCGUUUCAACUGCCCCACCAAAUCCACCAACAUGAUGGGACACCGCGUGGACUACUUCAUUGCCUCCAAAGCUGUGGACUCUCUGAUGGACUCCAAGUGGGCAAAGUCAAAGAAGGGGGAGGAGGCCUUGUUCACAACCAGAGACUCGGUGGUUGACUACUGCAACAGAUUACUGAAGAAACAGUUCUUUCACCGGGCCCUGAAAGUCAUGAAGAAGAAACCAGAGAAGGAAGUCAAGAAAGAGAAGGAGCGAGAAAAAGAAAAGGAGAAGGAGAAAGAGAAGGAGAAGGAGAAGGAGAAGGCCAAAGGAGACAGUGGUAAAGAGGAGGAGAAGAAGGGCAAGAAGGAGAAGAAGAAAGAUUCCGAGGCAGAGUCCAAAAAGGAGAAGAAUGAGGAUAGUCCAGGCUCGCCGAAGAAGAAGAAGGAUGUCAAGAAGAAGUUCAAACUGGAGCCCCAUGAGGAUCAACUGUUCUUGGACGGUAAUGAGGUGUUCGUGUGGAUUUAUGACCCAGUGCAUUUUAAAACGUUUGCCAUGGGACUCAUACUGGUUAUCGCUGUGAUCGCUGCCACACUGUUCCCUCUGUGGCCUGCGGAGAUGCGAGUCGGGGUGUACUACCUGAGCGUGGCUGCAGGCUGCUUCGUGGCCAGCAUACUCCUCCUGGCAGUGGCUCGCUGCAUCCUGUUCCUGCUCAUCUGGCUGGUGACGGGCGGUCGGCACCACUUCUGGUUCCUGCCCAACCUGACGGCCGACGUGGGCUUCAUCGACUCUUUCCGCCCGCUCUACACGCACGAGUACAAGGGCCCGCGCGGCUCCAAGAAGAGCCUCGGCGACGGCAAAGCCCUGGACGGCACCAAUGCGAACAAAUCAGACAGCGACGAGAAGUCGGACAGCGAGAAGAGGGACGAGGAGGACGAAGACGAGGAGGAUAGCAAGGAGGCAGAGGGCGGCGGCGAUGGCGAGGGUGGUGACGUGGCAGAGGGCGAGGGCCUGGCAGCGGAGCGGCACUCAGACACAGACAGCGAGCGGAGGGAAGACGAGGGCUCGCAACACAGCAACGGCAACGACUUUGAGAUGAUCACCCGCGAGGAGCUGGAGCAGCAUACGGAGGAAGAGGAGGAGGAGGUGGAGGAGGCAGCCAGGGAGGAGGAGGAGGCGGCAGCCAAUCUUCCAAACCAAGAAUAA